AAACCUCCAUCCAUCGCCACCUAUUCUUCCUUUUUCUAGUUUCUGCUUUCUUGUUAGUGUUAGGUUUCAAUCAUGGCUUUGACUACGAAACCUCACCAACUCCAGAGAUCUUUCCUCUAUUCCAACCACCGCGUCUCCACCCAACGCUACUCAGAAUCCGCGCCGUCAUGCCUUAGAUUCCGCCGCACAGGUGUGCAAUGCUCUGUGGUGACUAAGGAGUGUAGAGUGAAAGGACUGAAAGCCAGGCAGAUUAUUGAUAGCAGAGGGAAUCCUACGGUAGAGGUUGAUCUGGUCACCGAUGAUCUGUACCGUUCCGCCGUUCCUAGUGGUGCAUCUACCGGGAUCUACGAGGCUCUCGAGCUGAGAGAUGGAGAUAAGAGUGUUUACGGUGGUAAAGGUGUCUUACAGGCUAUUAAGAACAUCAACGAACUUGUGGCUCCGAAACUCAUCGGAGUUGACGUUAGGAACCAAGCUGAUGUUGAUGCUCUUAUGCUGGAACUGGAUGGGACCUUGAACAAGUCGAAACUCGGGGCAAAUGCUAUAUUAGGAGUAUCACUAAGCGUUUGCAGGGCAGGUGCUGGCGCCAAAGGAGUGCCUCUCUACAAACACAUCCAGGAACUAUCUGGAACAAAGGAGCUUGUCAUGCCGGUUCCUGCUUUUAAUGUCAUCAACGGAGGUAGUCACGCCGGGAACAGCUUGGCUAUGCAAGAGUUUAUGAUACUACCUGUAGGAGCAAGUUCAUUCUCUGAGGCCUUUCAGAUGGGAAGUGAAGUUUACCAUACGUUGAAAGGGAUAAUCAAAAGUAAGUAUGGUCAAGAUGCUUGUAACGUUGGUGAUGAAGGAGGGUUUGCUCCGAAUGUUCAAGAUAACAGGGAGGGACUUGUUCUGCUCAUAGAUGCAAUUGAAAAAGCUGGUUACACCGGAAAGAUCAAAAUAGGAAUGGAUGUAGCUGCGUCAGAGUUUUUCACGAAAGAUGGUAGAUACGAUUUGAACUUCAAGAAGCAGCCAAACGAUGGAGCUCAUGUGCUAUCAGCUGAGAGGCUUGCUGACCUCUACAGAGAGUUCAUCAAGGAUUUCCCGAUUGUAUCUAUCGAGGAUCCUUUUGACCAGGAUGAUUGGAGCUCAUGGGCUUCGUUGCAAUCCUCUGUUGAUAUCCAGCUCGUUGGUGAUGACUUGUUGGUCACUAACCCCAAGAGGAUCGCUGAAGCUAUCAAGAAAAAGUCUUGCAAUGCUCUAUUGUUGAAGGUGAACCAGAUUGGGACAGUGACGGAGUCAAUUCAAGCAGCACUUGACUCCAAAGCUGCAGGCUGGGGUGUGAUGGUUAGUCACAGGAGUGGAGAGACAGAGGAUAACUUCAUCGCAGAUCUUGCUGUUGGUUUGGCAAGUGGACAGAUCAAAACUGGUGCUCCUUGCCGAAGUGAACGCUUGUCAAAAUACAACCAGCUUCUCCGUAUCGAAGAGGAACUCGGCAACGUGCGUUACGCAGGGGAAGCUUUCAGAUCACCGUGAGAAGAUUUGAGAAAAGGCAUUCAUUGGCUUUUUGCUUAUGUAACAACCAAAUGAGCCCUGCUUUUGUAGCUUUCUUUUAAGUUUUCUUUAUGAAAAAAAACAAAUAAAACGAAACAGCUUUUCCACUCGGGAGUCUUUUGUUGUAAUGUGAUUGAUACUCAUGUUGACAUUUGAUUUUUCGGAUUAAUUGGAUAACCGGGAUAAACCGGAGCGUACCAUUAUCUUU
Molecule: messenger RNA, 1735 nt
Organism: Brassica oleracea var. oleracea
Lineage: Eukaryota; Viridiplantae; Streptophyta; Magnoliopsida; Brassicales; Brassicaceae
Product: enolase 1, chloroplastic
Exons: 7
Coding region: 73-1509 (478 amino acids)
Biological process (GO): glycolytic process
Cellular component (GO): phosphopyruvate hydratase complex
Molecular function (GO): magnesium ion binding; phosphopyruvate hydratase activity
Source: RefSeq, a predicted model, not a curated record